AUAGUUGGACGAUAUUAUUUAGUUCAUUAUCAAUGCUGUGGGACGACAUAACCAAAACACCGAAUUUUUGUUAUGCACUUAUAGAUUUAAUCAGGAUAUCAUUGAAAAUCUAUUAGGUGUCCUGUCCGAAUCCGCGCAUAGUCGACAUAUCGAUGUUGCACGAUCUCAACCGUUGACGUUCGGCAACGUUGUAUAGUAAUGUAUCAUAACGUUACGUUAUUAACGUAUACUCGAUAUAGUGUGUCAAUACGUCUGUGUCACUAUAUUUCACGCCACUUAUACGUCUAUAAACCACUUGAUUACUUAAUUAUUGUUGGUUAAUUUUUUUUUUAAAUGAAUAUUUCUCAAGAGGAAUGUCAAUCAAAACAUGACGCCACCCUGCUACAUGUGCUGAAACAAGCAUCGAUGUUGCAGAAAUGCCUUCACCUAUUAAAAAAAAUCGAAAAGGACAGUUUGUUGAAAGAGGGCAAAAACAGAAUAUUGUUAAUUUAUACAAGUCAAAAAAACAUCAACAACCAGACAUUAAGUACAAAGAAAUAAUAGCAUCUAUUUCAAAAGAAAUUGGGAUUGGAAAGCGUACAGUGAUAACCACAAUAAGUGAGUACAAAAAUACAGGAAGUCGCCAUGUAAAACAAAAAUUCGCCCCAAAAUCAAUGAUAAAAUUGACGAUUUUGACAAAAACGCAAUUUGUCAAAAAAUGCAUGGGUUUUGGUUUAGAGGUGAAAUACCAACUUUAAAGAAAAUUAUCACUGCUAUUGAUGAGAAUCCAGAUAUUCCGAGUUUACCUAGAACCUGUUUACAGUGGAUAUUGAAAGAAUUAAAUUUUGAAUAUACAAAAAGGAAUCGGAAUAGUGCGCUUACGGAAAGAGGAGAUCUCGUUAUUUGGCGACAAAAAUAUAUUGAGGACAUAAGACGAUAUCGGAGAGAAGGUCGUACAAUAUAUUUCCUUGAUGAAACGUGGGUAAACGCAGGGGAGUGUAGCAGUAAAGUAUGGAUUGAUACUUCGGUAAAAUCUCAUAGGGAUGCAUUCCUGAAAGGACUGUCUACAGGCCCUAAAAAUCCAACAGGUAAAGGCAAACGUCUAAUAGUUGUCCAUAUCAGUUCAGCAGAUGGUUUCGUCGAGGGUGAUCUAUUGUGUUUUGAGUCGAAGAAAAACACAGCAGACUACCACGACGAAAUAAAUAGCGACACAUUUUACGAAUGGUUUUGUGGAGUUCUGCCCCGAUUAAAGGAAAAUGCAAUAAUAGUCAUGGACAAUGCAUCGUACCAUUCUAUCAAAAAAGACCCAGUUCCUACAAUGGCUUGGAAAAAAGACGACAUAAUAAAUUGGUUGAAGUCCAAAGAUAUUGUUUUCGAUAAACCGAUGUUGAAAUUUCGAUUGCUUGAUAAGGUAAACAAAAUUAAACCUCUUCACAAUAAAUAUGUAAUUGAUGAAGAAGCUUUGAAAACAAAUCGACAUGUAUUACGUUUGCCACCUUACCAUUGUGAACUUAAUUCAAUAGAACUUGCGUGGUCCGUAGUGAAGAAUCAUGUUAAACAGAAUAAUAUAACAUUUAACCUAAAUUAUGUUAAAAAAUUGCUGAUUGAAGGUGUCCAGAAAGUGACUUCUGACAUGUGGGCCAAUUUCGUUAGUCAUACUAUCAAAGAAGAAGACAAAUUGUAUGAAAUCGACUUCAUCACAGAAAAUAUGUUGGAAAAUGAAGAACCACAUAUUAUGACAAUAACUGGUGACACUUCUUCUGAUUUUUCUGACGAGUAAUUCUUGUAAAAUAUAUUAUUUAUAAAAGUGACUUAAAUUUUUUUUUUGUAUUUAUUUACUAAAUAUUAUGUAUAUAUUUUUGUUAUUUAUACGAUUGUAAAUUAUAUUAUUAAUACUAACAUACCUAAAUUACUUUUGAAAAAUGUGAAAUAUCACGUUAUAUUAUACAUAUGUACUUAUAUUAUACUUUAAAUUUUACAUGUUUUUAUACUAUCACGUACAAUUUUGUAAACGAUUGAAUAUUUAAAAAUAAAAAUAAAUUUUAUUAUAGUUUUAACCUCAAUAUCAACAUAUUAUGAAUUGUAUUUAAAAUCCAUAUAUUAAUUAAUAAUUAAUAAUUAUUAUUUGUAAAUUGUAACAUUUUGAAAGCAUUAUGUAUUAUAACUUAGUGAAUUAACUCACAUUUUUCAUAUAUUUUUUUUUAAUAGUAAAUUUAAAAAUGAAAAUAUUUAAUAAUAUUAAUAAUUGUUUU
This is a messenger RNA of Metopolophium dirhodum (rose-grain aphid), 2231 nucleotides long. RefSeq lists its product as uncharacterized. Lineage: Eukaryota; Metazoa; Arthropoda; Insecta; Hemiptera; Aphididae. The transcript has 2 exons. Gene Ontology annotation, molecular function: nucleic acid binding. The record is from RefSeq and is a predicted model, not a curated record. Bases 698 to 1759 code for a protein of 353 amino acids.